Andrographis paniculata is the source of this 2036-nucleotide messenger RNA. RefSeq lists its product as uncharacterized. The coding region runs from base 314 to 1714 and encodes 466 amino acids. The record is from RefSeq and is a predicted model, not a curated record. Lineage: Eukaryota; Viridiplantae; Streptophyta; Magnoliopsida; Lamiales; Acanthaceae. Gene Ontology annotation, molecular function: phosphoprotein phosphatase activity. The transcript is spliced from 8 exons.
ACAGAGAAGCGUAAAUCCAGAGAGAGAAACCGCGUCAGUUUAUAGACAGAGAGAAGACUCGGAUUUCGGAGGGCGACGACCGAAGACACACAAUCGGGUUUUUGGAUCGUGCGACGCGCUGGACGUUCUGAGUUUCUCGACGGGUUUUCUUCCAUGCUGCUACUCUUAUGAUUUUGGUCAUCACUCUUUGUUUCAAAUUUUGAUGUGAACGGAUUUCUCCAUCUCCUCUGGUUGAUUGAUAUUUAAAAGACGUGUUGUUCCACUCGGAUGCUCUCAGCGCAAUACAGGUGGCGACGACAUACCUACAGAUCAAAUGCCAUCUAUAAAAAUGAAAGCCAAGUUAGCCAAAGAUCGUUCAAAAGGAAAACAUGGUCUCCAUAGAUGCUGCAAGUCAAGCUUGAUAUCCAAGAGUCUUUAUUCUCAUUCUAGAGUUUGUCAAAACGCUGAUAAAUCUUCUACAUGUACUCCAUGCAAUCAAGAUGGAGAGGCUUCAGUUUAUGAUGAAAUAUGUGUCCUAGACCUUGGUGGGAAUGAGACUGUCUUUGAUGAGUCAUCCAAUGAGGAGAAUCUUUUCCUGAAGCAUCCCCUAAGUGUAGAAGAUUUUUCUACUGUAGACAGUAUGGAACCCACAUUUUACAGCUGCACCACAAACAUAGAGACAAUCUUUUCUCCCAUCUCGGAGUCUACAGAUCUCAACAAUAAUGAAGGAAGUGACAAUUUUUAUGUGCCACAAUUGGACAGUGAAGACAGUGAUGAUUGCAGCAGAUCAUCAGACUUAUAUGUUUCUGACAUGAUUUUUUCUGCUCCAUCCAAUGGGAGCAGUUCUGUAAUAGAUGAUGAAACAAAUGCAGUGUUUCCACUUGAUUUUCGUUGUGGUGAUUCAGCCUUAUACUGUGAUUUGAUGAAAGAAUACAUGACAUUGCCCUUUUCUGAGAAUGCUCUGGACACUGGAAGCGACCAUGAUGGCAGGCCAUCUGAAGAGAACUUUGUCAAUGUUGACAACUCUAGCUUGUACACGAUGAUUCAUCAGUUGAGACCUAAUGAACCAGAUUCUGACAUGAUUCCUUACCCCGACCAAGAGUAUGAGGGCUUUGAUCCGCAAGUGUAUAUAAGAAAUCUUCCCGAUCAGCACGACAUAGGAUCUAUUUUGUCGCCAAAUUCAAUACCAAACAAAAAGCAAGAUAAUAAACAGAUUACGCUAGUACUUGAUUUAGAUGAAACGCUUGUGCACUCUACCUUGGACCAGUGUGAUGAUGCGGACUUCACAUUUCCAGUGUUCUUCAACAUGAAAGAACAUACUGUGUACGUGAAAAAAAGGCCUCACCUUCAGACUUUUCUAAAAAGAGUGGCUGAGAUGUUUGAAAUUGUGGUAUUCACUGCUAGUCAAAGCAUCUAUGCAGAACAACUUCUAGAUAUCAUUGAUCCCGAUGGGAAGUUUAUAUCAAGACGAGCGUAUCGUGAAUCAUGCAUAUUUUCAGAAGGAAGUUACAUGAAAGAUUUAACCGUGUUAGGUGUUGAUCUGGCAAAAGUUGCCAUAAUUGAUAAUUCUCCACAGGUUUUCAGGUUGCAAGUUAAUAAUGGGAUUCCUAUCAGAAGUUGGUUUGAUGAUCCCUCAGAUUGUGCUCUAAUUUCAUUACUUCCAUUUUUGGAGACCUUGGUUGAUGCAGAAGAUGUGAGGCCCAUCAUUGCUAGGAAAUUUGGUAACAAGGAAUAAGUGUUCCUUGACUAUUCUUUGACUAGAUUUUUAAUUACUCUAUUACAUCCUUUUUUUCAAGUCAAAAUUUGUCUUCAUUUUUAGAUGCAUAUCAUCCUUACUGAGGCUUGGUUAAGGCAUAAAAAAUUUGAAUCACUAUUCUUGUUUUCAGUCCAAUUAUCAUCAUUCCGAUAUGGCCUUUUAAGAACCUUGUUAGUUGAUCAAGUUAGUUUCUAGUUCCAAGGCUCCUGCUUGUGCUGUAUAGUAAUAGGCUAUUGUUAGGUCUUUGCGAGUGUGUAUAUGAUUUGAUCUAUGAAAUAAAGUGUGAUAUAAUUUUAAUUUA